Fundulus heteroclitus (mummichog) is the source of this 2889-nucleotide messenger RNA. It is a transcript of the gene pdcd4a, whose product is annotated as programmed cell death 4a. The record is from RefSeq and is a predicted model, not a curated record. Lineage: Eukaryota; Metazoa; Chordata; Actinopteri; Cyprinodontiformes; Fundulidae. Gene Ontology annotation, cellular component: cytosol; nucleus. Bases 402 to 1805 code for a protein of 467 amino acids. The transcript is spliced from 11 exons. Gene Ontology annotation, biological process: negative regulation of DNA-templated transcription.
GCUGAACGCUCCUGCAAAGUUAAAAACAGACUUUGUUUAUCUUGCAGGCCGUUUGCUGAAACCCAAUCCGACCAGUUAGCUCGCCAUACUUCCCCGUCGCAGCCGCUGACACUUCGCUGUAGCAUUUCUAAACUCUCUGCCAUCAUUUUUUGUACCCCCCCUUCAGCUCCCCAUCUUUAUCGGGGACGGUGCACCGCUGGAGAAAAAGAUAAAAGACGGUUAAACCAAUCGCAGCUUUUCUCCACGCAAACCCAAUCUGUUCGGACAACUCUUCAGUAAACCAGAGCAGGCGUGCGGUAUCCGUCGAGGAGUGGGGGGGAUCCUCCUGCCGCUGAUCGCAGCCCAGCACCGUGACUGACUGUGAGGUCGGUUUUUUUUAACCGAGCACUUGCAAGAGCGCCAUGGCGACCCAAGUGGAUGCGUGGUCCUCCGCAACGCAAGCCGACGGGGCGGUAACCGUGGAUCACCAGCCCGAGGCCAGCUGUCCCUACAGCGACGACGACGACGGCCUGGACGAGGUGGAGGUCAACGGCAACUGGACGCCCCAGGAGAAAGCACUCCACGAGGCCCGCCUCAAAGCCAAGGCCAAGCGCCGCCUGCGCCGCUCCUCGUCCCGCAACUCCACAAGCGACUCCGUCUCCGAGUCGGGCGAGACGCCGGGAGGCGACCCCCACGCCGCGAAGGGCAAAGUCCACAACAACGACCGCAAGUCGAGGACGGGGAAAGGCAGAGGCCUGCCAAAGAAAGGCGGGGCAGGCGGGAAAGGAGUGUGGGGGGCUCCGGGGAUGGUCUACGAAGCGGAAGAGCCGGACGUACGGGACCCCAACUAUGACGAAGCUGCUCAGGGUGACACUGUUUAUGAAACAGUUGUGCCGGAGGUAGAAGAGAAGGAACUAGAAAAAAUGGUCAACCCAAUCGUCCUGGAGUACUUCGAACACGGAGACACAAAAGAGGUUGAGGUGUUGCUGAAGGAGCUCAACCUGGGCCAACACAAGUAUGAGUUUACCUCGGUGGCCGUGUCCCUGUCCCUGGAAGGCAAGGCCAGCCACAGGGAGCUGACGUCCCGCCUGCUGUCCGACCUGUCGGGGAAGAUGCUCACGCAGGGCGACAUGGCCCACGCGUUCGAUAAGAUGCUGAAAGAGCUGCCGGACCUCAUCUUGGACACGCCAGAGGCCCCUCAGAUGUUAGGCCAGUUUAUCGCCCGAGGCAUAGCUGACCACGUCCUUCCCAUGAACUUCCUGGAUACUUACAAAGGGAAAGUGGACUGUGAGCACGCAAGAGUGGCUUUGGACCGCGCUGCAGUGCUGCUGGCCAUGAAGAAGGGCAUGAUUGGUCUAGAUAACGUGUGGGGUGUAGGUGGCGGUCUGAGACCCGUCAAACAUCUCGUCAAAAAGAUGAACCUUCUCCUCAAGGAGUACCUGAUAUCCGGAGACGUGUCCGAGGCGGAGCGCUGUCUGCGGGACCUGGAAGUCCCUCACUUCCACCAUGAGCUGGUCUACGAGGCUAUAGUGAUGGUGCUGGAGUCAAACGGGGACACCGCCAGUCAAAUGAUGAUGAAACUGCUGCAGUCCUUCUGGAAAAUGGGCCUCAUCACUGUGGACCAGAUGAACAGGGGUUUCCAGCGCGUGUACGACGAGCUGCACGAAAUCUGCCUGGAUGUGCCUCACGCCCACCCCAUCAUGGAGGCCUUCGUGGAUCUCUGCUACCAGGAGGCUGUCAUCACCAAACAGCUGCGGGACGCUUGUCCUUUCAGAGGGCGGAAGCGCUUUGUAAGCGAAGGAGACGGAGGACUGAUCAAGAACUAAUGGACAGGUGGAAAAGCAGGAAGAGGAGGGGGAGUGGGGGCGUCUACAGCCUCUCUCACCCAGUUUCUGCGUCUGCGUGAUUCCCAACCUGGAACGUUCCUCUCCGAUUUAAUGUCAUUUCACAAACCAGCAUUCGCGUCAUACAGAGGAGCUGCCUGGGGCGCUCGGAUCCCUUCAUGUCGUUAAUUACAGUUUUUGAAGAAUAUCCUGUAUCUCUGGGGUUGUUGCGGCCCUCCUGGCUCGGUCUUAGUACCUGUUAGGAAUAAUUCAAGCUUAAGCUGCGGGAAAACAGGUGGAUAAGCCUGAGUUGUGGUGGGGGUUAACAGUUAUAGAUUUUUUUGUUUUUGUUUUAUUUGUUCUACCUUUUUUUUUUUGCCAUGUGUUUUUCACGCAGGCACUAAUAAUGAGGGGGGGCGGAGCAUACUGUACAGUCGCAGAGCUCACAGGCAAAGAUCUAAAUCCGCUCGUCCUCUGCCACAGACUAUCUGAAAUAAUUUCAAAGAAAUUGUUCUCUGUACAUUCUUAUUCUUGUGUUUCUCUCAGUUCUUUGUAAACAGAGCCUUUUUUUUUUCUUUUUUGUUUCCAUCCUGGUCACCUAGAAACCUCGCGUUUACUUUGAAAUGCAUCAGUCGCAUUAAGAUGUGUCGGGUCACUGUUUAUUUGAAGACUGCAUUUGAGCAGAUAUGCAUUAAUCGCCAUCCAAAAGAAACGAAACAAACAAUUGGGGUUAAUAUGUUUAAAGGCUAGUGAUGUAAAAAUGAAGCAAUCGUUAUUUAGAGGAAUAAAGAUUUUUUUGCUUGCUGUUAUGUAAUGUAAUACAACUACAUUGGUCAGCAGAUGAAUCUGAAGAAGCAGCUUAAAAGCGGGUAGGAAAAGUGUUUUUUUCUUUUUCAAAUAAAACUGGGAUUGGUUUAGUGCCUGAUUGAACUUAUUCCAGCCACUUCAUACCUUGGGAUACAGUUUGUCAGUAAGACUUUUCUACCCCCCCACCCCUCUGUCAAACAGUUUUACAUGUUGACCAAAGUUGUUCUAAAUAUUUGAGUUGAAAUCUUUCAUUCAAUAAAAAAAAAAUGCAACAAAAUGG